Molecule: messenger RNA, 1928 nt
Organism: Tigriopus californicus
Lineage: Eukaryota; Metazoa; Arthropoda; Copepoda; Harpacticoida; Harpacticidae
Product: paladin-like
Exons: 4
Coding region: 205-1857 (550 amino acids)
Biological process (GO): dephosphorylation
Molecular function (GO): phosphatase activity
Source: RefSeq, a predicted model, not a curated record
GAGAGCCGUUCGUCAGUUCGCUCUUACUUUGGGUUCAGUGGGUGACAUCUUGAGGUGGUGAUUUCUUCGGGGGAACUUUCUCUAGCUUCUCGUGCACUUUCGUCUGGAUAAGUGCUCCAGCACAAGUGGAGAUUUUGAGAAGAUCCCAACUGGACAUUGCCAUUGAUUAAAGUUGAUUAUACAAGUGCAAAUUAGACCUCCAUCAUGCCUAGCAUUCACGCCUGUAAAGCCAUGACCGACCAUUUCGAUGGGAUCGAUAGAAUGGUCAAGGAAGCCCCUCGCAUUGAAGGCGCCCCCAACUUUAGGCGGCUACCUGGAUUCCCUGUUUUUGGCACUGGACAAACGACUGUGGAGGGUUAUGCCAAAUGUUUGGAACCCAUCAUGAAGAAAUAUGGUGAUGAAAAGGAUGUGUUUUGGGUUAAUCUUCGCCAAGAGCCCGUGUUCUAUGUCAACGGCAAGCCGUACACUCCUCGAGAUCCUGAGAGGCUCAAUUAUCAUUUGGAAGUGAUGAAUCCUGAAGAUUCUGAAAAAAUGGAAGUAGCCUUUGUGAAAGAGGUUAAGACCCGGGGUCUUGACUUCAAGUACUACAAGGAUCAAUAUGGAGAGCAUCCUGACGAGCGAGCCGUUAAAAACGAGGAAGUCGUGGAAAAAAUAGAGAGCGUUCUCACUCUCGAAGAUGUGAUCAAACAACUCAAGGAAAAGAACCCCACGAUCAAGACCGUCCGAAUCCCCAUGAACCAAGAGAAAGCUCCCGCCGAGGAAUGCUUUGACGAGAUCGUGAGUCUGCUCAAGAAUAGCUCGGCCUCCACUCCGAUCCUGUUCAAUUGCCAAGCCGGAAUUUCCCGCACCACGACGGGCAUGAUCAUUGCCGCCAUCAUUAAAGAAUUCCAAUUGUCUUCCGAAUUGGACCAAAUGAAAGGCAUCGUGCCCGAUGAUAUCUUGGACGCCCUCAAGAAGAAGAAACUGGGUCUGCCCGGAUUCGACGCAGACGCUCUCACCGAGAAGAACGCCAUGUUGGCCGGGGAUUUCGAAGUCAUCCUUGAGCUGAUUGCGGCCGAACCGCAAGCCAAGAUGGCCAAGGCACAAGUAGACAAGCUCGUCAACAUGGCUGCGCCUCCACCAAAAGGCACGGGCGUGCACAACCUCCGUGAGGCCAUCAUUGAGCACAAGAUGACCUUCGACGUGGCCUCCGAUGAUUGGCAGGAGUUCCUCAAGAACAAAAUCAUGAGCAACAUUGAGCGCUACUUCUACUUGAUCGUGUUCUCCAUGUACGUGCGAGAACAGGGAAGCCAAGGCUUCCCCGUGACCUUCAAACAAUGGAUGGAUGAGCGAUCCAACCUGAGAACCAUGAUUGCCGAGGGUCGCAGCAAACUCGAAUGGGAACGCAAGAUCCCCGACGACAAAUUGGUCAACCUCAAGGAAAUGCUCGACACCUCGGACUUCAAAACGAAUCUCCCGAAAGUGAUCAAGCGCAUCUAUGAGCUGGCCUGGCAGCAGUUCUCCGAUCUGCCCCGAGGCCACCACAAGAACAACUCGAUGCACAAGCUCGCCUCGAAAACUAUGAUCGAGAUUCUCCCCGAGAAGUUGAUCAAUUACAUUGAAGAGCGCUGCGGCAGUCUCGCCACCACCCCCGACUUUUUUGAUGUCAUCGGUCAGGUGAGUUGGUAUCAGGAGGACGGUUCGGGGAUUUUGCCCAUGCACAGACCCGCCGAAGCCCCACAAGAAGCCGCCGCUGUCGCCUCUCCCGCCAUGGAUGCACCCACUCUCGACCCCAUCGCCGACGAGGCUCCGGCUGAAGCCCCAGCUGAAGGGGCUUCCUCACCCGCCUCCGAGGAGACCGCAGCUCCUGCCGAAUAACCGCUCUUGAUGCCAUCCGAUUUGUUGUAACUGCCCUAACCUGAUCAUUUAUCAAUAUAUUCUUAAACUAA